Molecule: messenger RNA, 2907 nt
Organism: Blumeria graminis f. sp. triticale
Lineage: Eukaryota; Fungi; Ascomycota; Leotiomycetes; Helotiales; Erysiphaceae
Source: the annotation of a GenBank genome assembly
AUGGCUUCGAGUAUAAGUACACCUGAUACUGGUGAUGGACUGCGGAAAAGAAUCGAGCAAGGAAAAAUAUCUGGUAGCUUCAAGCCCGUGAAUGAUAGUCCUCCUAAGGAAAGCAAAUUGGCAACUAAAGUAUUGGAAGAAGAUAAAAAAACGUUUGGCCGAACUCCAGAUGGCACCAUUUUCGCCGUCCCCCAAACUCAUGACAUGGUUUCUCAGCUUCUUGAUCCACGACAGCCUAAAAACCUAUCCGAUGCUCUAGUAAUAAUUAUACUUGUUAUUCAUAUAAUGACUUUGUAUUACCUACCUUCUAAAUUUAGAAGAACCGCAUUUGCAAUAAUAUUUCUCUUCUGGAGGGCCUGCUACAAUGUUGGGAUUGGCUAUCUCUUACAUAUGCAAUCGAAUUACCGAUGGCUUACAUUGUGGGCAAAAAAGACCGAUAUCUUUGAUGUGUCUAAAACGGCAAAUCAACCAUAUUCUUGGCUUUCUCUAAUUAUUAGGCGCGAACUUGAGAUAAAGAUACCAAAUGAUUACCAUUUCGAAAAAGCUCCGAUUGAGUACAACACCUGGCUUGUCUUUCGGAAAGUUGUGGACUUAAUAUUGAUGUGUGAUUUUACUAGUUACUGCUUGUUUGCUAUUGCUUGUGGACACCGUCCAGUUGACGAAAGCUUUCUUAUGACUAUAGCUAGAUGGGGUGUCGGAAUUAUACUCGUGGGCUUCAAUCUUUGGGUGAAGUUGGAUGCUCAUCGUGUGGUCAAAGAUUACGCUUGGUAUUGGGGUGACUUUUUUUAUCUUAUUGACCAAAAAUUAACAUUUGAUGGUGUCUUUGAGAUGGCUCCCCAUCCUAUGUACUCGGUAGGAUAUGCUGGAUAUUAUGGUAUUUCAAUGAUGGCGGCUAGUUAUAGUGUGUUGCUAAUUUCAGUCAUCGCACAAGCAGCUCAGUUUGCUUUUCUCAUCUAUGUUGAAAACCCUCACAUAGAAAAAACUUACAAUUCACCUCCUCCACGGAAGCGAACGAUCAGCCUUAAUGGGAACCACUUAAAUGAAAAGGAUACAUUAACUUUGAAAGAGGAUCACGACGAUAAAUGUGUAAAUGACGAGUGGGAUAAAUCCUUUGCACCAGAAUCAGUCUCAAUUCAUCAUUACUUAGGAUUUGGAAAUUUUGAUUUGUUUCGCUCCACCGACUUGUCUAUCUUGCUUAUUCAAGCUCUCAUGGUUAUUCUCACCUUUAUGACACCGUCCACCCUCUCUUCCCAGGUAUUUUUCUUCUUCAAUGCAGUGUUCUGGCGAAUUUGGUAUACUGUAGGCCUUGGGGUAAUCCUUGAUAAGCAAUCAAAAGCUAAAAUGUGGACACGACACUUCGUCAAAUACGGUGAAUCAGCCGAGGAAGCUUGGAAGCAAUGGAAAGGAAUGAAUUAUCUGAGUAUGACUAUGUGCUACGCUAGCUUUAUAGCUGCGUCAUAUAAGAUGUAUUCUAUUCCGACUGAUUGGGCAUACGGUCUAGUCUUAUUUAAACACAUUCUCGGGGCAGGACUCGUUGCCCUUCAAGUAUGGACAGCUGUAAGUAUCUAUGAAUCACUUGGUGAAUUCGGCUGGUUCUUCGGGGACUUUUUCUUCGAUAAAGGCAGCAAGUUAACUUACAGUGGUAUAUAUCGUUAUCUCAACAACCCAGAACGUAUUAUUGGGCUCGCCAGUAUAUGGGGGGCCGUGUUAAUUACAAAUAGCCCAGCAAUUUUUUUUCUGGCUUUUAUUAGCCAUAUUCUUACAUUAGGCUUUAUCCAACUUGUGGAGAAACCUCAUAUGCAGAAAUUAUACGGAAGAAAUCUACGCGCCGAAGCUGGCCUAACUAAAGGAAUCAAGCGCUCUCUUCCACCCCCUUUACAGAGGUUUCAGGGUAGCGUCGAUCGUGUUUUGGAAGACACAAGCCAUUUUGUUCGGGACUUUGUGGAUGCAGCGAGACCAAAAUUAGCUGCCGGGGUAUCAACAUUCGUUCGUGAUACGUCAUCCUUGUUUAGCCAAUAUCCAGCCCGUAUAACUAUAACACGACUAGCCCCGGACCUUGCUGGAUAUAACCCAAGAGACUACUCUCUGGAGAUUUCGGAAGUUUCUUCAAAUCAGGAAUUAAGAAAAUUAUCUGAGAAGAUAGGAAAAAGAGAGUGUUCUACGUCUCAAUCUAAGCUAGCUCAGACGACAGUAUAUGAGCCGCUAGUUUUUGACUACGGUAGUCCAAUCACUGUGAAAUGGCAGGCUCCAGCUCACUGUAGCAAGGAUGAUUGGAUCGGACUGUACAAAGUUGCCGAUAACGCUUCACGCGAGGUAACUCGCAUCUCAUCAGCUGGCCGCUGGUUACCAACAUUACCCAGCCUUAGUUGUGCGAACGCCAGGGAUAGGAGUGAGAUAUCUUUAGAGGGAAAACAUGGCACCCCGUCACAGCAAGGCCGAUCCUGUCAGACGACGCAUGUCCACGGGGAAAUAGUCUUUGAAGGAGAUAAACUUUGGUGGACUCAAGGUGUCUUUGAGUUUCGCUAUCAUCACGAUGGCAAGCACAAUGUUAUGGCCAUAUCAUACCCGUUUGAAAUAUCGAUCCGCAGGUUUGAUGAGGCUCAACUCCAGGUUGAGGAUGACAAUUGGUCACGGGUAGCCGUUGAAACUGCUUUACUACCAGUCAUCCGUAACUGCCUCGAUCGCGAUUCCAAUUUUGCCCCAAUUUCAGUAGAUGACUGUUUUGGAAUUCUCGUUGAAAGGGAUGGCAAGUACGCCAAGCGAGUCGCCUUUGCAGUGCAUCAAAUGUUUGGCCUUGAAUUCUUACCCAAAGUGAUCAUUGCAGACGGUAGUGUGCGAAAAUUGGCCCGCAGAAUCUGUAUUGCUAAAAAAGCCCUAGCACCCUACAGUAUGUCACAAUAUUCUUAA